Molecule: messenger RNA, 951 nt
Organism: Echinops telfairi (small Madagascar hedgehog)
Lineage: Eukaryota; Metazoa; Chordata; Mammalia; Afrosoricida; Tenrecidae
Product: olfactory receptor 51F2-like
Exons: 2
Coding region: 1-951 (316 amino acids)
Biological process (GO): G protein-coupled receptor signaling pathway
Cellular component (GO): membrane
Molecular function (GO): G protein-coupled receptor activity; olfactory receptor activity
Source: RefSeq, a predicted model, not a curated record
AUGCCAGCCUUCAACCAGAGCAUUUUCAGCCCUCCUGUGUUCUUCCUUACUGGCAUUCCUGGCCUAGAAAUCUCUCAUGGCUGGGUCUCCAUUCCAUUUUGCUGUCUCUAUGCGGUUGCCCUCUCUGGAAAUGGCAUGAUCCUAUUUGCCAUCAUUACCGAGUCAAGCCUUCAUCAACCCAUGUACUAUUUCCUGUCCAUGCUGUCUUUCACCGAUCUCGGCUUGUGUCUUUCUACAUUGGUGACCAUGCUGGGUAUUUUCUGGUCCAAUGCUAGAGAAAUCAGUUUUGAUGCCUGCAUCAGCCAAAUGUUCUUUAUCCAUGGCUUCACGUUCAUGGAGUCGUCCGUGCUCCUGGCAAUGGCUUUUGACCGCUUCGUUGCCAUUUGUAAUCCACUGAGGUAUGCCACAGUCUUAACCAAUUCACGCAUUAUCAAAGCAGGCGUUGCCAUUGUUGUUAGAGGAACAGCGGCUCUGGUGCCUUUACUUCUGCUGCUUAAGCGUCUGUCUUUCUGCCGCAGCCAUGUGCUCCACCAUUCCUACUGCUUCCACCCUGAUGUGAUGAAGCUUUCAUGCACUGAAACCAAGAUCAACAGCGCCUUUGGCUUGGCCAUUGUCAUCUGUACUGCUGGCAUAGACUCUGUCUUGAUCCUCCUCUCCUAUGUUUUGAUCAUCCGCUCUGUGCUCAGCAUUGCCUCUCCAGAGGAGCAGAAAAAAGCCUUCGGUACCUGCAUCUCACAUAUAAGUGCCGUCGCCAUUUUCUAUAUUCCUAUGAUCAGCUUGUCACUGGUGCAUAGAUUUGGGAAGCAUGCACCUCCUUAUGUGCACACGCUCAUUGCCAAUGUCUAUCUGCUCAUCCCGCCUGUGAUGAACCCCAUCAUCUACAGUGUGAAGACGAAGCAGAUACGCAAGGCUGUGCUCAAAAUAUUCCACUCUUCCCUGACUCGUACUUAA